AUGGAGAAAACGCGCAAGAAGUGUUUCUCGACGAAAUCGGCGCUUUACGUUGAGGGACAAUACUCAGUGCUGAAGAUUUGCAAGAAGACGAAGAAAUUAUCGACUCUGGCAAAAGAUGACCGAGAAUUUGCUUCCUGUGUGUUAGCGCUGGGCGUCGAAGCGGGCGAGGUGUGCGAUAUUUUGGGGAAAAUCGAGAUCGAAGGACAUUUCUACGUGCUUUAUGUAUCGGAGGCUUCGGUGGUUGCGCGAUUUUAUGAUAAAAAUGAGUCGUUUCCCAUCUAUCGAGUGGACCGUGUACGGGCUUUGCCGUUAAUUGAAGACGAUCAAUUUUCGGGGUUUAUUACGGAAAACAAAACGCCUCCCAAUUCACGCCAAGGACAUCCGGUUGGAAACGUAGCGACCCAGGCAGCAAACAAGUUCAAGCUGGGACAAAAGGCGUUUAUGAAAUUUGUCACCAAUAAAAUUCCAGGAUCAACUCCAGAUUUGCUUGACGAGAUUCUACGAUUGUUCAACGAUGUUCCCGAUUUUUAUUAUUGCCACGAACGCGAUAUUACUCAUUCGACUCAAAGGCAUUUUGAGGGAGUGAAUGUGCCGGACGAAAGAUUCUUUUGGAAUAAAAAUUUAUUGAACGACCUGUUGCGGAGUGAAUUCAUUGAUGUCCGACAUAGAGAAUGGAUAAUACCAAUUGUUCAAGGAUUCAUCCAAAACAAAGAAUUGUAUCUCGAGGACUGCGACAAAUCUUCAAUACCGCCUCUGUGCUUAACACUUAUAUCAAGACGCUCAGUACACCGAGCCGGAGCUCGUUACUUGCGAAGAGGAAUUGAUGACGAUGGCUACGUCGCUAACUUUGUCGAAUCAGAACUCCUUCUUAAUAUAUUUGGACACCAUGUGUCAUUCAUUCAAAUUAGAGGAAGCAUUCCAUUGUUCUGGUCACAACAAGGCCUUCAUUACCGCCCGCCACUAACGAUAACCCGAACUAUGGAGGACUCGUUGCUUUACUUUGAAAAACACGUACAUCGCCUCACAAAUGACUACGGAAAUCCAAUUUGUAUGGUCAAUCUUGUCAAUCAAAGUGGUCGCGAGCUGAAAUUAGGCACAAGUUUUCUAGAACAUGUUAUCGCUCAAGAUUCGGAGAAUGUAGAGUUCUUUUCGUUUGACUUCCAUCAUCAUUGCAGGGGAUUGAACUUUGAUAAGGUAUUGGAUCUGGUGGCUGCAUUGGAACCCUCUUUGAAAGAAAUCGGCUUUUGUUGGAUCGACAAAAUGGGUGAAAUUGUUCGCAAGCAAAAGGGGAUUGUUCGCACGAACUGCGUUGAUUGUCUCGAUAGGACGAACGUUGUUCAAGGUUCCAUUUCACAAAUGGUUUGUUUUGGGCAAGCUCGGAGGCUUGGGCUCUUUGGUCCUUUAAACGACCCACCGGACAGUCUCGUCUCAGCACUGCAACUGCUUUGGGCAGAUAACGGAGAUAGCAUUAGUACUCAAUAUGCGGGAACAGCAGCACUAAAAGGCGAUAUGACGCGCUAUGGAGAGCGUAAAAUAACUGGAAUUAUGAAAGACGGCUACAACAGUGCAUCAAGAUAUUAUCUUUCUCAUAUGAGAGAUGCAAGACGACAAAAGGCAAUGAAUGCACUUUUAGGCGUAGAAGAAGAAAUUCCCAAACAAAUCGACGAAAUUGAAGACGAGUCAGAUGAAGAUGCGAACGUUGGUCGACUUGUUUUAGAAACUGCGCAUUUUUUGUUGCCAGAAAACGAGAUUUUGAUUGGUGGAUGGGCUUUGGUUGACGCUCGAAAUUCGACAUCUCAAUGCGAUUCAGUUCUGCUUCUCACUAGGAUAUCUUUAUAUGUGGCUUUCUAUGAUGAUGAUGCCGAGAAACUGCUUGAAGUGAAAAUUGUUCCGUUGGAAGAAAUUAAUGCAAUUGAGAUUGGACGAACGUCGAGAACUUCGCGAAUUCAUGUGCGCGUCGUCUCAUCACAAGGCAGUUGGGUAUUUCGAGCCGGCGAAACUCGUCUAUUUAGCAAUGUGCCUAUUCGGAUUAAGAAUAAUGACGAAGCGGACGAGUAUAUUCAAUCGAUCGCCGAGCAACUCAAAGUCACGAUGGAUAUGGUGCUAAACAGAACGACCGAGAUUACCUUUCCCCAACGCAUCACUACUGGUGAAGAAGGAGCUAAAAAGAAAAUCGCGCAGAUGUUCUCGAUGCUUGGCAAGGUUCGUUUCUCCAAAUCGCAGCCAACAAAUGCGGAAAAGUCAAACAACAAUGAGAGGACAAAAAUCCCUGAUUUGUUAACACCGGAUGUUGAACAUGAGCACCGACCGUCUUCCGUUGUUUUCAUGGAUGAACAGAUUCCGCAGGCUGACAUGCGCACCUCGGAAUCUGAUAGCCACCUCGUCGGGCUCGUAUCAAGAUUAAAGGGUCUACGCGGAGUCAAUUCAAAUCAAAGCCAGUCACUUUCGCCGUUUACUCAACUGAUCCCAAAGAUUGACAAAUGCAAACCGAAGAUUGUUUUAUUGCAUGCAAUGAAUUUUCGAACUCGCGCGCUUCUCGCGCUGCUUUGUGGAUUGGCUACGGUGCAUUGGAUCAUCUCAUACUGCCCAGAUGCCAAUCCGUUUGCCAUCUCAUCCGAUUAUGAAGACCCUCCACAAGUCGGCCCGGGUGAUGAAGAUCUCGUCUUUACGAACACAAUGAAGCCGAAUGUCGAUCGAGGGGCACAACUUCUAGACAAUGCAAGCGAAAAUUCGACUUUCGAUGCCAAUCUGACGGCGAUCGUUCACAACCCGAAUAUGUUUACGCCUCAGCUGUCGUCACUCCCUUAUUGCCCACCUCAUCCUCCAAAUCUCGUUGGACCAAUUCGUGUUUACAUGGACGAACCAAAGAUUGAGGAUAUGGAGAAAAUUUUCAACAACUUGGAAAAAGGAGGGCAUGGAACACCGAGCAAAUGCUUUGCCCGUCACAGAGUAGCGAUUAUUGUGCCUUUCCGGGAUCGACUACCACAUUUAAAAAUUUUGCUUCACAAUCUGAUUGAUCUGCUUCAAAAACAACAAAUCGAUUUUGCAAUUUUUGCCGUGGAGCCGUUAGCCAACAACACUUUCAACCGAGCAAAAUUGAUGAACAUUGGAUAUGUGGAAGCACUUAGGUUAUAUCCAUGGACGUGUUUCAUCUUUCACGAUGUGGAUCUGAUGCCGGAAGACGAUCGAAAUCUCUACUCAUGUCCACAACAACCUCGACACAUGAGUGUGGCGAUCGAUAAAUUUGGAUAUUCAUUACCCUAUCGCUCAAUAUUUGGCGGAAUCUCAGGGUUAACGAAAGAACACAUGCAAAAAAUGAAUGGCUUCUCGAACAGCUACUGGGGUUGGGGUGGAGAGGAUGACGAUAUGAGUAGUAGGGUCGUUUACUCUGGCUACAAGAUUUCGAGGUACCCAAAAGCAAUUGCACGAUACAAGAUGAUCAAGCACAACGAGGAGAAAAAGUCGAAUCCAGUCAAUCCUUGCCGACACAAACUAAUGGCAAAAACGAGGAUCCGAUGGCAUAAAGAUGGAUUAGCAGAUUUAAAUUACGACUUGAUACAGGUAGAUCGUUAUUCCCUCUACACUCGCAUAUUGGUUGAUAUGCGAGAGAAAGAAAGUCGUGCACAACUCGCAAAAGAAGGUUUCCCUCGAUGC
Messenger RNA from Mesorhabditis belari, 3654 nucleotides. The record is from the annotation of a GenBank genome assembly. NCBI's taxonomy places the organism in Eukaryota, Metazoa, Nematoda, Chromadorea, Rhabditida, Rhabditidae.